AGCUGCGAUCCUCAUAAUCAUUGUCCAUCAGGUUCAUCACGCUGUUUCGACGACUUGGUGCUGGUCUUGAUCUUGACCUCGAACGUGACCUGUUGCGUCUUGCUGAACGACUCCGCUGAAAACCAGGUGGGAAUACCAUGUUUAUUCUUGAUAAUAAUAUUUUGAAAUCCAAGAUUAUUCUGCUGUGAAGAACCAAAUCGCGCAAAACAAUUGAUGUUAAAAUAAUUCAUCAGGAGUGCAUAAGUGUGUGUAAAAAAUUUCGUUUCUGUUUUACAACGAGAAUUAUAAUUGACAUUUUGACAAAGAUUAAUAAUACCAUCGUCAUACACAGAGUUGUCAAUUUAAUUCCAAUAUUAUCCACCGGUGGCUCUCCACAAAAUCUGUGCAUUGGAAUGACGAGAGCACGGCGCUUUCUUCCUGUGAGCCGGCGACUUCCAUAUUAGGCGAACGGUGUGGAUAAGAAAAAAUCCAUAGUCUAGCGCUCCAAUCCGUGCCUUACAUCUGUUCUAAAGGAAAAAACGCAAAGAGGAACAAAGGUUAAGUGCUCAAGUUCUUAGCGUAUGACUCAGACCCUGCAUAUAUAAUCGUAUUAAACUUGCGCAUCAUGGAGCGAGCCGUGCAGGUGAGGGAGGCCAGGCGGGAGGACUGCCCGGAGAUCCGACAGCUGAUCCAGGAGCUGGCCGACUUCGAGGAGAUGCCGAACGGCCCGAAGCUGGAUUGCGCAGCUCUGCAGAGCGACGGCUUCGAGCGCGAGAGGCCAGAGUUCGGCUGCCUGGUGGCGGUGUGCGAGGAGAGGAUCGUGGGCUACGCGCUGUACUUCAACGUGUACACCACGCUGGACCGCAAGGCCGUGCACCUCGAGGACCUCUACGUGAGCCCGGACUUCCGCAAGAGGCACGUCGGUAGCCGGCUCUUCGACAGUGUGGCCAAGAGAACCUUCGACGAGGGAUGCCAGUAUCUGGACUUCACGGUGCUGAGCUGGAAUCCGGCGCAGGGCUUCUACAAAGCUAAGGGGGCUGUGAACGUAACCGAGGCGGAAGGCUGGCACGCGUAUCGCCUCGAUCGCCGAUCUCUGCUGAGCUUAGCAUCGAGGCUCUCGCGCAACGGCGAGUAUGUCGUUCGAGAGGCGACGAGCGACGAUCUCGGUGCGAUCGGAAAGCUGGCCAAGGACGCGCACGUCACUCUAAACGUCCGAAUCUCAAAGUACAAGAAGCCAAAGCCGGACGAAAUAUCGGUCAUAAGUGCCGACGAAACGAUCGGCGACAAAACAAGCGAUGACUACUACGGUUACUUUGUUGUCGAGUCGCGUCGCCGAGUUGUUGGCUACGCGCUCUACUGCUGCGCGUACUCGACGUGGGAACGCCUGGCGAUGUAUCUCCAAGAGCUUCACGUCUCCCCAAACGAGCACUCGACGGACAUGAAAGUGGAUUUGAUGGCUGCCGUGGCUAAGUUUUCCCUGGCUUGUUUUCAGAGAGCUUGCGAGGAAGACCGCUGCCGAGUCGACUUCUGGGUGCUGGACCCGAAGAACGACGGCCAAUUCUACACGUCCGUCGGAGCGACUGACCUCACUGAGAUCGAAGAGUGGAAUAUGUACAGAUUAUACGAAUUAACUAAAAAACCAGCUUGAAAAAUUAUAUAUCGCUCGUUAUUCAUUCACUUUCAUUGCUCGAUAAUCGGGGCGACCGACAUUUGUCAACUGCUUAUCGCCGAAGCGCGCGUUUUCCCUCAAAGUCCACCAGACACGUCCAAUUGCUUCUUUGAAAACGCGAUGACUUUUGAAUGCAAGCAUAAUUAAUCCUCGAACCGAGUGAUUUUUUAUGUUCAUUUCCACAAUUAGCGAGAUAUCGAUAAACGUUCGGCCGAUGCGACAACAAGAUAGCGAACAGUCCGAUUUAUAUGACGGAUGAGCGGAA
This is a messenger RNA of Phymastichus coffea, 1913 nucleotides long. RefSeq lists its product as uncharacterized. The transcript is spliced from 11 exons. Gene Ontology annotation, molecular function: N-acetyltransferase activity. The record is from RefSeq and is a predicted model, not a curated record. Lineage: Eukaryota; Metazoa; Arthropoda; Insecta; Hymenoptera; Eulophidae. Bases 605 to 1627 code for a protein of 340 amino acids.